GCUACUAUUAGUAUUAUUUAGCUUUUUUCGACCGUUUUAGCUUCAAACGAAAUUUCUCUGGCAACACUGCGUAAAUCAUUCAAAAUGCUUAACAUUCAUUAAAUAUACGAAAAGUUAUUUCUCGCUCAGCUCUGUUACUCCGCCGCUCUUAUGUUCCACAGCAGUGUGGGCUGGUGUGGUGUGUACGCAAUCAGAUUUUGAUAACUUUUGACAAUUUACACUCUGAUUCGUAAUUGCUGCUUCUCUGUAUUUAACGUUCUCUGCUAACUAUCGAUUGUAAUAACAAAAACGAAUCGUACUAAAAAACAAUUUCAUCACCUUGAUCGCCCUGUCCAAAUAUGGCACCACUUAUUUUGUGUUUUGUUUUGUUUAGUGAAAAAUGCAACUGUCAAAAGAAAGGCAAUCGCUGAAAGUUCUUCCGUAAUCGAAUAAGUUCAUAGGUGUGGAAAUUUAUAUACUUUUUUGUUUUGCGAAAACUAAAAUAUGUAUAUUUGUGAAAUUUUUCAAGUCAAGUUAGAACAAAAAUCGCAUAUGUGACUGCUAAUAAAGCAUAAGAAUCAAGGGAUUACUCUAAAUUGACAAAGGAGUCAACAAAGGACUGAAGACUAAGCCGCAAGAAGCUUCAGUAUAAACGGCCUCCAUUAAGGAUUAGUACGACACCCGAAGCAGUGAAUCGAAAUAAAAAAGAAAUAAAUAUUCUACUACAAAAGUUCUAUCUUAACAACAUAGACAGUUCUCAUACAUAUAGACUACGCAUUAAAACCAGCCAACGGCAUCAGCAAAAUGCAGGACUCACCCGAUGCGAAGAAGCCUUGUAAGGGUAUAUUGAAGAAUUCUAGCAGUUUUGAUAAGCCCGGCGCCGCCAGUUACCGCAAAAGUGCGAAAUUUGAUGAAUUGAAUGUGUUGCAAACCUACCAUCCACUUGAUAAGGAUUAUGGUCAU
Rhagoletis pomonella (apple maggot) is the source of this 942-nucleotide messenger RNA. Its product is annotated as protein phosphatase inhibitor 2-like. The record is from RefSeq and is a predicted model, not a curated record. Gene Ontology annotation, biological process: regulation of signal transduction. Lineage: Eukaryota; Metazoa; Arthropoda; Insecta; Diptera; Tephritidae. Gene Ontology annotation, molecular function: protein phosphatase inhibitor activity.